Procambarus clarkii (red swamp crayfish) is the source of this 3804-nucleotide messenger RNA. RefSeq lists its product as uncharacterized. Gene Ontology annotation, biological process: proteolysis; collagen catabolic process; extracellular matrix organization. Gene Ontology annotation, molecular function: zinc ion binding; metalloendopeptidase activity. Gene Ontology annotation, cellular component: extracellular matrix. Lineage: Eukaryota; Metazoa; Arthropoda; Malacostraca; Decapoda; Cambaridae. The record is from RefSeq and is a predicted model, not a curated record.
UCCCACGCGCGCCCGCCCCUCCACACACACUCACACGCACACCACUCCUCAUGUGCGCACACGCACGCAAACUCAUAUUAACAAACACGUACGCAAAGCCGUAUUAACGCACGCACGCACGCGCACACACUGGGGCACGCGCGCGCGAAUGUACACAAACCAUCGGCCGGCUAAAGUGGGAUCACUUCUGGGCAGUGGCGUUAAGGGCUCCGUCGGCGGCGCUUGGUGGUCGCUCCCUGUGGUGGUAGUGGUGGUAGUGAGAGUGGUGGUAGUGGUGGUGAGAGUGGUGGUAGUGGUGAAGCAGUGUGUGGUGCGUGUGGACCUAAGCUACACCUCGCUACACUCCCCCAAGAUGCGCCUGGGACCGAUGUUGUGGUGGAGCCUUGCGGUCGCAGUGGGAGUGGUGGGCAGAGCUUGGGGGCCCGCCACCCAACACAACACACUUCCAAACAUUCCUCUAUCUGACACCACACUUCCCGACACCACGCAUCAAUAUACCAUGCUACCAGACAUCACGCAUGAAUACACGAUGUUACCAGACACCACGCAUGAGUACACCAUGCUGCCAGACACCACGCGACAGUACACGAUGCUACCAGACACCACGAUACCGGUCACUACAAAUCCAGACACGACGCAGCCAGUCACCUCACUACCAGACACAACGAUACGAGUCACCACGCAUCCAGACACGACGCAGCCAGUCACCUCACCACCAGAAACAACAAUACGAGUCACCACGCAUCCAGACACGACGCUGCCAGUCACCUCACGACCAGAUACAACAAUACGAGUCACCACACAUCCAGACAUGACACUGCCAGUCACCUCGCCACCAGUCACGCUGUUACGUGAAAGCACAAACUAUGCAGAGGAAAACACGCAACAGAAGAUGGGUAUAAAUCAGGAGCUGAUUCAUGCAGAGGAACUGUUGGAGAAGUACGGGUACCUGCAGUGUGUACCGCCAGGCAGCGAGGGCAACACCCGCCUGCACCGCCUGCUGCUGUACCGUCGCCGCCACCCACCCCCUGCCCUCCCACGCCACCCACCGGAUUUUAGACUAGCGGCGGGUGUGGGUGGCAGCCACCCGCCGCUGCCCACCACUGUCCACCACAAGGUAGGGAGAGUACUGGGGGAGAGGACGUCCCCAGCAGAGAACCUAGACGUACCAUCAGCACGCCAGGAUCUGCUGUCUCCAGCCUGGGGCGCCAGGAAGCGCGCGGGGGGCAGCCUGCAGCAGGAGCGGCGCCCCCCGACAGUUGCGGUUUGGGACCCCGACACCUCCAGGCUCCAUCACCUCCCCGUCUGCUCCCUCUCACAGAUACAACACGCUAUCACCAAGUUCCAGACAGUGUACCACGUGGGUGGCGGCGGCGCCCUGGACUCUGCCACAGUUGGACUGCUGUCCAGUCCUCGCUGUGGCAACCCUGACACACUCAUGGACCACGAGGCCCUCAAAACACCAAGAGUGCCUCUUGAUGACCUCGGCGAUGACCAGGUGACCCAGUACUCAAGCCGCCCGCGUCGAAGUGCUACUUCCGUUGAGGAGGACCUCGAGCCGACGGGUCCUGAGAGUGAAGAAGGCUUGGAGGAGACGAUGCCGGACCAGCAGCGGCUGAGGGAGGUGGCCCAGGAGCUGAGGGACGCCACGAGGGCCAGACACCCUCCGGUGGAGGAGCACCUCGAGUGGGAACCUCACCCUACGGAAGCUCGGAGGCGGCGCCGGCGGUGGGUUGAGGAGCUGGUGGAGAAGAUCAACUCCGGGGAAGAGGACGCCCGCCUGGCCGCCCUCACGACCCACCUGGCAGCGAGAGGCGCCCACCCCACGACCCACCUGGCAGGGAGAGACGCCCACCCCACGACCCACCUGGCAGCGAGAGGCGCCCACCCCACGACCCACCUGGCAGGGAGAGACGCCCACCCCACGACCCACACCCCACGAGGCAAGAGGUCUAUCUUCUCCCACCUCGGACGUCCCUUCAAUGAGGAACUGAUCACAUGGCGGCUGGUGACGUCUGGGUACAGCUCGCAGCUGGAGGUGGGGGCGCAGAGGGCGUCCCUGGCGCUGGCCUUCAGGAUGUGGAGUGAGGUCAUCCCGCCCAUCUUCCUGGAGGACAAGGUCUCCCCGGCGCACUACGUCAACAUCAGCAUCGGCUUCGGCAAGAGGAGCCACCUGGGCUGCGUGACGGAGUUCGACGGGCUGGGCGGGGAGCUGGGCCACGCGCUCAGGCCCGACCAUGACGCCCAGAUCCACAUGGACGACGACGAGCACUUCACCCUCGACUCCGACCACGGCACCAACCUCGUCAAGGUGGCGGUGCACGAGAUCGGUCACGUGCUGGGACUGAAGCACGAGGUGAGGAACUACUCCAUAAUGUACCCCGUCUACGAGAAGACCGUCCCCAACCAGGGGCUCGAACUGGGGUGGGAGGACCGCAAGUUGGUCCAGAAGGAAUACGGCUCCUGCAUCGGCGCCUUCAACACCGUCUUCGACUUCCUGCGGUGGCGGGCCGACGGCUCCCUCACCUACAACACUUACUUCUUCAGGAAGGACCACUACUGGAUGUAUGAGAAUAAGUACAACCGGACAAGGUUUGGUGACCCGCUGUACAUCCAGCCAGAGUGGCGAGGUCUGCCCAACGACGUGGACGGCUAUGCUCACAUCUGGACUCGUACCAAGGAUGCCCACCUCUUCUUCCAGGGUGAACACUACUACGUGUACGACCCGGAGGCUGGGGGCGUGGCCGUCGGGUACCCUCGCCGCAUCGCCCAGGACUUCCACGGGCCGCCCACGCCCAAGCGGCCCCUCGGGCGCACCAUCCCCAGCGACAUCGACAGUGUAUACUUCGACAAAAGGGACGAAAACCUGUACUUCUUCAAGGGCAAGAAGGUGUAUGGGUACGACGUCAGCAAGGGGUCGGCAGGGUGCUGCCUCUCUGGUUACCCUCGACGCAUAAAGGACGAGUUCUUGCCAGCUGACUCUGGCUCCCGCCCUCUGCCCAGGGACCUGGACGCUGUCUACUACUCCUACACCGACAAAACCGUCUUCUUCAUCAAGGACCGCCUCUACUGGGAGCUGGUGACCUUCAAUCCCCAUGACCAACUGCGCAACAACAAUGUUGUGGGACCUUCCUACGUCCAUCAUAAAUGGUACGACAUCUGUGACACUGAGCUCGACCCCUACUACGCCUACUCUCUGGUCUAGUUAAAGGCUGGACUACCUUCUUUUAUGAGACCCUUCCAGCCAUGACUUCAUCUAAAUUAUUGCCAAACAGCUGGAGCUCCACUGCAGUAAAAUAUCGUGUAGAUUACUUUGGAAUAUCUCGUGCAUACUGCAAACACCUGCAUAACAUUUUCCAGCUACUGUUCUUCUGUAUCCUAAAUCCAAGCUGCUAUAUACAAGUUCUCACACUACAUGGGUAGAGAUUUGCAUGCAAAGAAAAACAACAUGGAAAUUAUACAUAUAUGGUCCAUAUACAGGCGGCUUCGUUCUCAAUUCACAAUCGGGAAUUCUGGGUUUGGAUCCUGGGUGGGGACAGAAAUGGUUGGGCGCAUUUCCUAUCGCCUAAUGUUUACAUAUCAGUAAAUAAGUACCCAGGAGUUAGUCAGCUUGUUGUGGGUUGCAUCCUAGAGAGGAUCAGUAAUUCAACUUUGGGAGAGACCUCAAAAUAAGCCUAAAAUAUACACUGCCUGUACACACACGACACAAUGAACUAUUAUAUAUCAAUCAGGACCGAAAGCCAAGCAUUGUCAAGAGGUUACAGGACGAGUGCUAGUUCAUGUACAUAUUUUAAGGUCAACCAU